AUGGACGCAGAAAUAGCAAGAAUUUGGAAAUCUGACUAUCGUAUUAAGGUUCACAGAUCAAGAAAUGACAGCAACAUGAACGAGACCGAGCGAACUAAUUCAGCAAUUGGCGAUGCACUUGUUGAUGGUGGCACAACAGAGUGGGAAAGACAAAAACUGUUUGAUGGCUUAACGAAUGAACAAAUUUAA
Molecule: messenger RNA, 189 nt
Organism: Paramuricea clavata
Lineage: Eukaryota; Metazoa; Cnidaria; Anthozoa; Malacalcyonacea; Plexauridae
Source: the annotation of a GenBank genome assembly